Messenger RNA from Zea mays, 1244 nucleotides. Its product is annotated as protein N-terminal glutamine amidohydrolase. Gene Ontology annotation, molecular function: protein-N-terminal asparagine amidohydrolase activity; protein-N-terminal glutamine amidohydrolase activity. The coding region runs from base 105 to 905 and encodes 266 amino acids. The record is from RefSeq and is a predicted model, not a curated record. Gene Ontology annotation, cellular component: cytosol; nucleus. The transcript is spliced from 5 exons. Lineage: Eukaryota; Viridiplantae; Streptophyta; Magnoliopsida; Poales; Poaceae.
UCAAUCUAAGCCCAGCUUCGAGCUCUGGCAGUCUGGCACACCGCACUCUGCCACAGGUCCACGCUUCCACCAGCCCACUCCCCGUCGCCGACCUCACCCCCCUCAUGGACGGUGGCCGAGCCGCAGCCGUCGGCGGCGACCCCUCUCCCAUCGCUGCUCCUUCCAAUCCCCCGGCGCUGAGCAGCCGGCCCGUCGAUGUCUCCUCGUUCACCCAUACCCCGUGCUACUGCGAAGAAAAUGUUUACAUGUUAUGUAACGAGCUUAUUAGAACCGGAGUGGCUGAUCCUGCGGGCACUGAUCUUUAUGUUGUUUUCAUAUCCAACGAGGAAAAAAAGGUGAUUUAUUGCUUAUUUUUCUAUUGUUGGAGAUCUUAUUUUCCUUCAGUUGGAAAUUUCCCUUCCAUUCAGGUUCCUCUCUGGCAUCAGAAAGCAGGCCAUUCUGAUGAUGGAUUUAUUUGCUGGGAUUAUCACGUGAUAUGCAUCCAGUCUAGGCGAAGCAAAGAAGUUCUUGAUUUUGUUUGGGAUCUGGACUCCGAUCUUCCUUUCCCUUCCCCAUUGAUCCAAUAUGUUUCUGAGGCGAUUCAACCACUAUCAUUCGGCAAUUCCAGAUAUGCAAGACUCUUCCGUGUGGUUCAUGCUCCUGUGUUUCUUCAAUCGUUUGCCUCAGACAGAAGCCAUAUGAAGGAUCCUGAGGGGAACUGGAUUCAGUUACCCCCAAAAUAUGAACCGAUCGUGGCUGAAGAUGGAACCACCAAUAACCUCAAUGAGUACAUCAUGAUGUCUGUGGGGGACGUGGCAGACAGAGAAAGGAUGGCUAAUGAUGUUUACUGCAACAAGCAUGGUGUGGUGCUAAAUGAAACGAUCUUCCCUGAAUUCUUCGCCCAGCUGCCUGCUCCACAUACUUAGCAAGCGAUCUUUCUGUUGUGAUGGGUUACUCUGUACACUUCAAUAGUGCACUCACAAGAUUAUGAAUUAAAAUAUAUGGGCACUAUUGGACACAUGGUGCCUCUAAGUAGCGUUUCAGAUAGAUCCUGGCCUGUUUUGGAAAGCAAAAUGUGGGGAUCUCAUAGUUCUGUUAGCCUAGACAUCUGAAAGCUUCAUCUUGUCCCAAAUAAUGAUGACUAGGUCAUGUUUAACGGCUUUAGCUUUCUUUGGUCAUUGUUCGUCGAAACUUAUAUGAACAUAACACUUCUAUGUGCUCGUUGUUACCUUACAAGUAAAUAUGCAACCCAUAAACUUUAAACU